AUGUUCAUUGUUAAUAGUGUUAAAAUUGAAGAUGAUAAAUGGAAACGUCUUUCACGACAAAUUGUCGAUUUACUUCUUGCUCAUUUACAAUCUCAGAAUCAAUCACUUUUGGAUAUUUAUUCCACACAAUUAACACUAUUUGAUGUUGCUUUUCGAGCGUUAAAUGAUGUUUUAUCAUCAGUUAAUGAAACACGAGAUGAAACUUUUAGUGGUGGUCAAUUACAAUCUUAUUGUGAUUUAAUAUAUCAUCAUGAAUUAUAUGUUGAACAUUUUACACCAAUAACAACACAUUAUCAAUUAUUAUUAUUAUUUUUUAUUGAACAAAGUGAUACAUGCACAUAA
Molecule: messenger RNA, 342 nt
Organism: Rotaria sp. Silwood1
Lineage: Eukaryota; Metazoa; Rotifera; Eurotatoria; Philodinida; Philodinidae
Source: the annotation of a GenBank genome assembly